Ciona intestinalis (vase tunicate) is the source of this 1473-nucleotide messenger RNA. NCBI's taxonomy places the organism in Eukaryota, Metazoa, Chordata, Ascidiacea, Phlebobranchia, Cionidae. The record is from RefSeq and is a predicted model, not a curated record.
ACUACCUGCGCAUGCGGUGUUCACAUUUUCAUACAUUAUCGAAAGUACAUGAUAUUGCUACAUUACAUAGGCUACCAUUUAAACUAAAGCACUCUUUUUGAUCUUCGUUGUACUUGAUUUAUUCUGAAUUUCAUCAAAUUACAUCGACCCGUGAUCCUACAAUGGCAGAGAAUGUUGAAGCAAAAGAGCCCGUAGAACAACCAGAGGUUGCUGUACAGCAACCAGAGCCUGUCGUACAGUUACCCGCAUCAGUAAUGCCUAAACUGGAAGAAGACGAAGACGUUUUAUUUAAAAUGAGGGCCAAGCUUUUCCGGUGGGCAAAAGAAGCUGAUCCACCUGAAUGGAAAGAAAGAGGAACUGGAGAUAUAAAGAUUCUAAAGCACAAAGAAACAGCGAGAAUUCGUUUACUAAUGAGACGAGACAAGACAUUCAAAAUCUGCGCUAAUCACUAUAUAACCUUAAGCAUGAAGCUUGUGUCGCAUUGUGAGAGUGAGCGAGCAUGGAUGUGGAUGGCUACCGCAGAUUUUGCCGAUGAAGAAGCAAAAGAAGAAUUAUUUGCAAUAAGAUUUUUGAAUGCUGAAAAUGCAAAUAAGUUUAAGGACAAGUUCUGUGAAUGUCAAGAAAUGCUUAAAGCGGCAGGCAUGCAAGUUUGGUUAAAUCUCGCAAAAAUGAUGUCUCCAGAUGAAGUAUCAAGUACAGAGGUUUCUGAGGAUGAAAAAGAAGCAGGGGAAGAAGAGGAGACUAAAGAGAGCAAGGAGCUCACUGAGAAGUUGGAUGAUCUUAGUGUAAAAGAUGACAAGAACAAAGAGGUCACCAAAUCAAAAGAGGCAGGAGAAAAAUUUGUGGAAAAAAUUAGUCAAAAGGAUUCAACAGUUGAAGACUCACCUGAAAAAUAAAUCUAAAAGCAAGAACAGGAAAUACUUUGAUGCUGCCAAUGCCAUGUGAUUUUAUUUCUCCACUUAUGUCUUUUGUUUUUGAUUAACCUUUUCGGUAUUUUUAUGUUUUACUUUAUGAAGUUGAAAUUAAACAAAAUCCAACACAAGGCACAUACACCAUGAAAACUUAAACGUCCCACCAUUACAUUCUACCUUAGAUGCCAAAUACCUUUUAAUGUCAAGUUAGGCAUAUUUAGAAAUACACUUAACCAUGCCUAAUUGGUUGGUAUGUGGACUAAUUAUCACACAAUACUGCGGAAAUUCCAGGGCGGUAUGCUCACUCUGUCACCCCAUCUUGGCACAUGCAUAUUACCUCAUAGUUUACAUCCAAAAGCGCAGAAAUUUUUUUUUGAAAAGCCAUAAGAAUUUCAUUUGCUUGAGCUCGUGUCACCACCUAUGGCUAACUGUCUAGGCCUGUGUUUGUCUAAUUAAUUAUUUUUUUGUAGAAAAAAAAUCUGACAAUUGCUUAAAUUUGGUAUCAGCAACAAUGUUUAUAAAGUGCACAACUUCCACAUUUAAAAAUCGACUGUUAAGAAUA